CUUCACUUGUUGUUGUGAGUAGUGUUGUUUUGUGUGUAUACCAAAAUAUUUGCUUGCUAGCCAGCUCUAGUAGCAUACUGCUUCUAAUUAACUCUACACUCUAUUAUUCUAUCAUAUCAUAUACAAAGAAAAGAACAAAAAAGAAAAAAAAGUUAUGGGAAGGCAACCUUGUUGUGACAAGCUUGGCGUGAAAAAAGGGCCUUGGACUGCCGAGGAAGACAAGAAACUCGUCAAUUUCAUUCUCACUCACGGCCAAUGCUGCUGGCGGGCUGUCCCCAAACUCGCCGGUCUCCGCCGCUGCGGCAAGAGCUGCCGCCUCCGCUGGACUAAUUAUCUCCGGCCAGACUUGAAGCGUGGCCUCCUUAAUGAAGCUGAGGAACAACUUGUUAUUGAUCUUCAUGCUCGUCUUGGCAACAGGUGGUCGAAAAUUGCAGCGAAACUACCUGGAAGAACCGACAAUGAGAUUAAGAAUCAUUGGAACACUCACAUCAAGAAAAAGCUGGUGAAGAUGGGAGUUGAUCCAGUUACGCAUGAACCUCUUAACAACGACAAUAUUAUUCAAAGCACUACUGCCCCAAAUGAAGAAAUAACAAAGCCUUGCACAGCUACUAAUAAUGAUCAUCAUGAGCAACAAGAUCUGAAAGCAGAAGAAGAUCAAGAAAAGGGUAUAACAACCACUACUAUUAGCGGCAAUGGCAUGAUGAGCCCGUCAUCAAUAGACCACUCCAAGAUUAACAUAAGCAUCAAAACUGAAAAUUCCUCCACGGAUGAAUCCCAGCCGUCUGAUUUUAACAUGUACGAUCAUGACCCUUUAAUGAGUUAUUUAUUGUCAGAGAACUUUCUCGUUGAAGAUUCUUCAUGGGACUUUCCUGCGGCCACUACUAGCACUACUACUGCUGAUAACUAUAGUGAUCAUUUUGGGGUGUAUUCUUCUUCAUCAGAAGAAACCUCAACUUGGUUACCGGAGAGUAACAAGGAUUUAGGAGAUGAUGGAGAGCUUUGGGCUUGGUUUCUUCAAUGACUACAUUAUAUAUGGGAUAAUAUAAUAUGUAUAUUUUACACCAAUCUCGACUAAAUUUUACCAAUGUGAAGAAUAAGUUUACAUACAUAGCCAAAUUAACAAAAAAAAAGGCUUAUUAAUUUGUGUAGACUUCAUAUUUGGGUUAAUACUCUUCAACAGAUCUUGGGUUUUUGUUUCCAAUUCUCUGGAGCUUAUCCUUUUGCUUGGUUUAGUCUCUUUUGGUUCUUCUAAGCAGUAACAAAUCCAUAUUAUGUAUGAAAGCAUCAACAUUUUAUAAUCGCCAUGUUGGGAACAAAAA
This is a messenger RNA of Humulus lupulus (European hop), 1319 nucleotides long. RefSeq names its product MYB-like transcription factor ODO1. The coding region runs from base 155 to 1021 and encodes 288 amino acids. NCBI's taxonomy places the organism in Eukaryota, Viridiplantae, Streptophyta, Magnoliopsida, Rosales, Cannabaceae. The record is from RefSeq and is a predicted model, not a curated record. The transcript has 2 exons.